GUUUUCUUAUUUAAUGAGUAGUGCAAUUGAUUUAUAGAUCUAUAAAAAUUAGGAAGGGCAGCAAAAACCCGCUGUUUGGACAGCUGAGCGUGCACUGCCAGCCUACUCCGGUUGUGGCUACGUGUAAUUUUAGGGGAAAAUGGCAGAUAGAAAAAAUAACAAUGUUCCCAACACCAGUGCAAAUUUAUUGUUCAGUGCCGCUCCGGAGUUUAAUUUCAAUUUGCCUUUCAUGCCAGUGAGCCAGGCCACUGGUCCGGCGGUGUUGUCAGGAGAUGAUUCCACUGAUGUUGGAGAGGAAGACAGUUUUCUUGGUCAAACCUCUGGGAAUGGACCUACAGCCUCUUCCACAUUUAGCUACUUCUCCAGCCCUGUAACCACUUCUGACCCAUUUGCAUCCAUAGGCCAGUCGCCAUGCCCACCACCAGCACUGUCUGCUGCCCCCUCAAUAACAGGACCUGCUUCUGUUCCCAGCAGCAUCAACAUGACUGCACCACCACAAUCUGCAGGCUCACAAAUAAACCCAGUUGCUUCAGUGUAUGGCAAUACAGUUUACCAGAGCCCUACUGGACAUCACACUCCUCCCCGAACCACUAUGACACCACCACCUCCGCAAAUGCAGCUGCAGAGUCAUAAUCCGUACAGACACACCCCAACCAGCAGCAGAGCCAGUCCUUACAUUCCAGCCCCAGAGGUCCUGCCACCAACACACACACCUCAGCAGAACCCUUACUCUCUCAGCUCUGCUCCACAGAUGUUCCCUCCAUCAGGACCUACGUUUACAAAGCCUCCUCCCACGCAUAUCCAAGGGCCUCUUCCUCCACCCCCCACUGCUGGAGCAAUAGUUCCUGCAGGUCCCAUGAUGCCGCUCAACUAUAAUGUGUAUGAACCAGUUCAGCCUCACUGGUUUUACUGCAAGCAAGUGGAGUCAAAGAGCGUCUGGCUUCCUUUCAGUAUCAUUGACUCCCUUCAGCUUGAGGAGACGUACAAUUCAGUUCAGCCAGACCCGGAGAAUGUGAUUGUACGCACAGAUGGAGGGCGUUUCGAUGUGCAGCUCUAUGACCGUGUGCGUACUGCGGUGUACUGGGAGGAGGAGCCUACAGAAGUCCGCCGUUGCUCCUGGUUCUACAAAGGGGACACGGAUAGUCGCUUUGUUCCGUACUCUGAGGAGUUUAGCGACAAGCUGGAGGCAGAGUAUAAGAAAGCUGUCUCUACCAACCAGUGGCAUCGCAGACUUGAGUUCCCAUCAGGAGAAACUAUUGUCAUGCACAAUCCAAAAGUCAUAGUGCAGUUUCAGCCCUCCUCAAUGCCAGACGAGUGGGGCACAACUCAGGAUGGGCAGACCAGGCCCAGAGUGGUGAAGAGAGGGAUUGAUGAUGACCUGGAUGAAGUGCCAGAUGGUGAGCUCACCACGGUGGAUCAUCUUGUGUUUAUGGUUCAUGGGAUCGGCCCCGUGUGUGACCUGAGGUUUAGAAGCAUGAUCGAGUGUGUGGAUGACUUCCGCACCGUGUCUCUGAAGCUGCUGCACAGUCACUUUAAGAAAUCGCUGGAUGAGCACGCUGUUAGUCGAGUGGAGUUCUUACCUGUCCAGUGGCACACAGCUUUACACGGAGAUGCCACAGGGGUGGACAGGAGGAUAAAGAAGAUCACCUUACCCAGCACUGGACGUUUACGUCACUUUACAAAUGAGACCUUGUUAGAUGUGCUUUUCUAUAACAGUCCAACUUACUGCCAGACCAUCAUGGACACGGUUGCUUUAGAGAUGAACAGACUUUAUGCUUUGUUUAUGAAAAGGAACCCAGACUACAGAGGAGGAGUGUCAGUAGCUGGACACAGCUUGGGCUCCUUGAUUCUCUUCGAUCUGCUUUCCAAUCAGAAGACUGUCUCUGCUGCACUGGUCAUGCCACCCAUCCUCACUGCUAAUGGAGAGGCCAAACAGGCAUCCACCCCUGUUGCACAGGGGAACAACGCAGUUACUCCUCCAGCUGUGGAGGAGCAGCCCAAAGAAGAAGAGGAGUUUGAGGAUCUCGCUGCUGUGCUGCAUCAUUUGGGCCUCUCUGAGUACAAGAACACAUUUGAUGAAGAGAAAAUUGACAUUGAAUCUUUUCUCAUGUGCACCAUUGAGGACCUGAAAGAGAUGGGAAUCCCACUGGGUCCCAGGAAAAAGAUUGCCAAGUUUGUUAAAGAGCGAGUGAACGUACAGGCUGCACGUCAGGCAGCUCAGGGAAAGAAAGCAGAAGUCAGAGAGGAGAGUCCGGUUGUGGCACCACCUGUAGCUGAAGUUGUUGCUGUUGCCGCCACGAAGAAUCUUCCAGUGGGAAACGCAGUCUCCUCUGUGCAUGUCGACUACAAUUACUUUGAAGUCGGAACUGGACAGGUAUCGGUGGUUUACCGCUCACUGGAUUUUGAACCGGUGAAUUUCUUUGCCCUGGGUUCUCCGAUCGGCAUGUUUCUGACGGUCCGAGGACUUGAGAAGAUUGAAGAAACGUAUCAGCUGCCCACAUGCAAAGGAUUCUUUAAUAUCUAUCACCCGUUGGACCCAGUGGCGUACAGGAUUGAGCCCAUGAUAUUACCAGACUUGGACCUGAAGCCAGUUUUGAUCCCACAUUACAAAGGAAGGAAAAGGCUUCAUCUCGAGCUCAAAGAGAGUCUUUCCAGGAUGGGCUCUGACCUGAAGCAGGGUUUCAUCAGCUCCCUGAAGACUGCUUGGCAGACGCUCAAUGAGUUUGCUCGGGCUCACACCUCAUCUGCUCUGCAGGCCGAGUUGGCCAUUGUAGCCAAUCAGAUAGAAGAGGAGGAGAAGCAUGCGCAGGAGGAGCAUAAAAUCCCCGAUAGCCCUGAGCCACAGAGAGAAGAAGAUCCUCAAGUGAAGAUCGGGAUGUUGAACGGAGGGAAUCGGAUCGACUACGUCCUGCAGGAGAAGCCCAUCGAGAGUUUUAAUGAAUAUCUCUUUGCCCUCCAGAGUCAUCUCUGCUACUGGCAGUCUGAAGACACGACUCUGCUUAUUCUCAAAGAGAUCUACAAGACCUUGGGAAUCCACCCUGAACACAUGGCUCAUUAAUACACUGAAAACAAGCCCGUCUGAAUCUUUCCCAUUUGAUUUACUUCACGUCAGUUCACUUCAGUUUCUGAUUAUAAUUUUUCUAUUUUAUUUUUAUUGAUGUAGUUUAUUGUAUACAGAUGAAUAAUACAUUUGUAUUAUGCCAUUUGUCUUAAAUUAAGAAACAUGAAUGAGUUAGCAGAUUAAAGACCUGACAAGUUUGUGAUGAUUUUAUAUCAUAAAUUAUAGAAACUGUUUAGUUUACUAUAACAUGUAUGACCUCAUUAAAUGGCUGAAAUAACAUGGGGAACAGUAAA
Melanotaenia boesemani (Boeseman's rainbowfish) is the source of this 3354-nucleotide messenger RNA. Its product is annotated as SEC23 interacting protein. The transcript has 18 exons. Gene Ontology annotation, molecular function: metal ion binding; protein binding. NCBI's taxonomy places the organism in Eukaryota, Metazoa, Chordata, Actinopteri, Atheriniformes, Melanotaeniidae. Gene Ontology annotation, cellular component: COPII-coated ER to Golgi transport vesicle. The record is from RefSeq and is a predicted model, not a curated record. Bases 140 to 3058 code for a protein of 972 amino acids.